This is a messenger RNA of Linderina pennispora, 580 nucleotides long. RefSeq lists its product as uncharacterized. Bases 277 to 519 code for a protein of 80 amino acids. The record is from RefSeq and is a predicted model, not a curated record. Lineage: Eukaryota; Fungi; Kickxellomycota; Kickxellomycetes; Kickxellales; Kickxellaceae. The transcript has a single exon.
CAGCAGCGAGAGGAGCCUUGAGGCUAGUGCUUUCGACAGUUGAUUAAAGGAGCUUGUAGACAGUAGACUAGUAGGCUGGAAGUUGCAGAAAGAUAUAUGGUAUCUCACGCAGAUAUCGGCGUGGCAGCAGAUUGAAGGAGCAUUGUUAUAUGUGCCUGCGGAGCUUCUCCCAGUAUAUAGCUCCAUCGAGCCACCUUCGUGCUUGAAAUUCCAACAUAGAUAUAAUCUAGCCCUCUCAGCAGCUUCGUUGCCUUUAAGAAUUGAAAAUAGAAUAUCAUGUGGUUCCGUGCUGUAAUUUGCGUUUCGAUACUCAUUUCAUUCGCUGGAUUUGCCGCUGCUUGGAGGGACAACGACGACUUUGGCCAUAGAUCCGACUACAGAGGGCACCCGCCUUAUGACGACUGCGGAGGUGGUGGCAGGGAGCGGGACCGGUGGUUGUGCAACAACGCAGGCAUGCAGCACAUGUGUUUGUCCAUGGCAGCUUACCUCUUAAUCACGAUGCACUGCAUAUGUCAAUAGUUCGAUUUCUAGAUAGGCAUGGACGACAGAACAAUAUAUAUCUGGAUAAGUAGACCAAAGC